CAUUGCCCAGCAAUGAAACGUGGUCUUCUUGAAGUCUUGUCUCAUGUAAAGUCCAUGAGCUCCUUUGGUAUUAACUUUAAAACCACGAUCUUGAACCAAUUUUUCUUCAUUAUAAGAAUCGAUUGAGUAAGAUAAUAGUCUACACGUGUCAUAUGUAGGAGUAUUCCAAUCAAUAAAAGCUUUUCCACACACUUCUCUCUCUUGCUAGCUCGCGUCCCAAAGAAAAUAAUAAUAAGAAUGAAUCUUGGAUCCCUCUUCAGUUCUUGGAUACUUUUUAAGUGAUUCGUCAAUUUGGUAAGUAUAAUUUAGCUGUUUCUUUUUUGAAUUUCUUGUUGAUUUUAGUUCUUUGAUGAGUAGCAUCCGCCCCAUGUAAUUUAAUUUUAUUUUGAAGAGGGAUUUUAAUUCUUGGGUGGAUUUAUUGGAGAAAAGUAGUAAUUUUGUUUGAUAUUUUAGAAAUCCCAUAUUUCACGAGGCUGAUAAGGGUUCCCUCAGAUCCGUGAAACCUAGGUAACAUGUGGCAAAAAGUCUCAAUCUUUAACGGUUUUCUUGUGAAUCUUGAACGCGUUUGAUUUCCUUUUUCCUAGGAUUUUUUCAUGAACCCCUUGUUAAAUUUACGGAUAAGGGAUUAUUUUGUCUUUUACUUCAUGUUCUUGAGUAUAUAAGUGUUGGUGGUGGAGGUGACAAUUUGGUGUUCUUGGAUGUAAUUCUCCUGGAGGAAGAAUUUGGAAAGUUCAGAUACUUGGAGAUACUUCGACUUUGCUCAGUCUCAAAUUCAUGUGUACGGAAGUUUGUAGGGAGUAAGGGACUAAAGUUAAAGAACUGAUUGAUCCAGUGUUUGGGGAGACUUGUUGGCAAGUUUGUGUUAGUUAUUCCAAGUUUUAGAAAGGGGGGAUGAUGGAGGAGAUGUCUCCAGCAGUUGCAGUUACUCUUAGCUUUGGUAAUUCUAUGUGUGAAAAUUCAGGAAUUGCAAACCAUGUGGAAAUCACACGACUCAAACUAGUGACAGACACGGCAAGCUUGCUGUCAGAUCCAGCACCAGUACCAAAUGAUAAUUCUAAUUCUAGUUCGGAUAAUGGGGUUACCGUAUCAAUGCCUGGAAGGAGUGAUGAGAAACCUGAUAUCUCACAGAUGAUACAGAAAGCUGAAAAUGGUCAACAUAUUCACAAUGCCGUGAUUCAAGAAACUGAAGAAGAUGAAAUCCUAUCAGCAGGAGACGACCCUAGCAUAAUUAAUAACUUGGAGUUGCUGCCCCUGGAUCCCACUUCAAACAUAAGUUUGCCUAUGAAUGCUACUUUAGGGGGAAGUUUCCCCAUUGCUGUCGAAAUUCAGGGCAUUGAGAAUGGUCAAAUAGUUGCAAAGGUCAUCAGUGUGGAGGAGAGACAUAUACAAAAGGAAUUAGCUGCUGAUAUCCUAACAAUACCUACUGAACCAACUGAAGAAUGUUCUAAUGGACCUACAAUAAAGGCGUCUGUAGUUGCUCUUCAGUUGCCCGGUGAGAAGGAUCCAUGCAAAGGAGGUGUUAAGAGUGUCUUUGAGUUGGAGUGUGUGCCAUUAUGGGGUUCAGUUUCUAUUUGCGGAGAUAGGCCAGAGAUGGAAGAUACUGUCAUGGCUGUACCUCAUUUUGUGAAAAUUCCCAUUAAAAUGCUCAUUGGUGAUCGUGUAAUAGAUGGGAUAAGUCAGACUUUAAAUCACUUGAGCUCUCAUUUUUUCGGGGUGUAUGAUGGUCAUGGUGGAGCUCAGGUUGCAAAUUAUUGUCGUGACCGUAUCCAUUUAGCUUUAGUAGAUGAGCUAAAAAAUUACAAGGAUGAUUUGAUGAAUGGAAGUACUAUAGACUCACGACAGGUGCACUGGGAAAAGGUCUUUACCAAUUGCUUUUGCAAGGUUGAUGAUGAAGUUGGGGGAAAAGCAAGCCGAAACAUCCCUAAUGAAAGUGUGGAUGAGCGUAUUACAACCUUUGAAGCUGUUGCCCCUGAAACUGUUGGGUCAACUGCUGUAGUUGCAGUGGUUUGUUCAUCUCAUAUCGUGGUUGCCAACUGCGGGGAUUCGAGAGCAGUUCUUUACCGUGGUAAAGAAGCAAUUGCAUUAUCAAUUGAUCAUAAACCAAAUCGAGAAGACGAAUAUGCUAGAAUUGAAGCUUCUGGAGGUAAAGUCAUACAGUGGAAUGGACACCGUGUUUUUGGCGUUCUUGCAAUGUCGAGGUCCGUUGGUGACAGAUUCUUGAAGCCAUGGAUUAUACCAGAACCAGAAGUCAUGUUUGUGCCACGGGCUCGAGAAGACGAGUGCCUCAUUUUGGCAAGUGACGGUUUGUGGGAUGUCAUGACGAAUGAGGAAGCAUGCGAAGCAGCUAGAAAGCGGAUUUUGUUUUGGCACAAAAAGAAUGGAACUAAUCCAAUGGUGGAGAGAGGCCAAGGAAUCGAUCCUGCAGCGCAAGCAGCAGCCGAGUACCUCUCGUCACUCGCUCUUCAAAAAGGGAGCAAUGAUAAUAUUUCUGUGAUUGUAGUGGACUUGAAAGCCCAAAGGAAGUUCAAGAACAAAUCAUGAUUGACAACCACUUUGUGCUUAUAUAGUUGUUCUAUGCAUCCAUCAUAAGCAUCUCAUUAGUACAUGAACAGUCCAUUAAUUUUACACAUGGGCUACAUGUAUGUUUGAGAGUAGUAUUUUAGCAUGUAAUAUAGAAGCAGUUAAGUAAAUGACCCAUGUCCAAAUUUUGGUUCAUGUAAAUUGAAUAUAUAUCUAUAUAUGUUGCAUAAAUAGUAGAAUUUUAAGCUUAAGAUCCUAUGUUUGUA
Messenger RNA from Olea europaea var. sylvestris, 2786 nucleotides. RefSeq names its product protein phosphatase 2C 7-like. Gene Ontology annotation, biological process: protein dephosphorylation. Gene Ontology annotation, molecular function: protein serine/threonine phosphatase activity; cation binding. NCBI's taxonomy places the organism in Eukaryota, Viridiplantae, Streptophyta, Magnoliopsida, Lamiales, Oleaceae. The transcript is spliced from 5 exons. The coding region runs from base 892 to 2541 and encodes 549 amino acids. The record is from RefSeq and is a predicted model, not a curated record.